AGCUUCGCUCUCUCUCUCUUUAAUUAGCCUUUCAUCAUCUCCGUCGUCUAAUCUAAAUUAGGGUUUUCAAUAUCAUUCAGAGAAAAAAGAGCCAUGGGAAAAUCGAGCAGAUCCAAAGGAUCGCGAAUCAUCGGAAAAGGUGAAGUUACCCCAACUCAAAUUGCGUUUAUCGUCGAUCGCUACCUCUUCGACAAUCGAUUCACUGAAACCCGAACCCUCUUUAGAUCUGAAGCUUCCUCUCUCAUCUCUAACUCCCCACUUCGCCAUGUUCCGAAUAGUUUGAUGACUCUUGAUGAUAUGUUGAACGAUUACGUAUCUCUAAAGGAGCAGAAGGUGACUAUUGAUCAGGAGAGAGUGAGAUUGGAUCAGGAGAAGGUUAGGGUUCAUAAUCUGUUACAGGGGAUGCAGAAUGUGAUGAAUUCUUACAACGCCUCCCUCACCGCUCCUCCUCCUCCUCCUCCUCCUCCUCCGGCUACAGAAGCUCCGGCUUCUCUACAGAAAAAUCAAACUAUCUCUUCUUCUUCAGGCUUAACUCAAUACAACAAAACUCCAAAUGUUAUGUCAGUGUCAUUGCUUGGUAACAAAAGAGUAGAUUUUGGGAAUUUUUCUACACCUUCAACCACUCGGUCUAUAACCGGGAAAAGAAAGGCUCAAGCUUCUUUAGGAGCUCCUCCUGUAACUAGGAAAGCUCGUAUUACAACAGCAAAUGGGACUAAUAAGAUCACACAAACUGAUAAAGCAGCUAACAAUUUCUCAUCCCAAACUCCAUCUGAAACAGUGCCAUUAGCCAAAAGCUCUGCAACUACUGAAUUUGUUGGCCAUGGGUCGAGUGUGGUGAAGUGUUUGUUCAAUAAGCCUGAUUCGUUGGCUCCUUCUAAUUCAGCAUGCCUCACGACACCACAAAAACAUGCUUCUCCUGGGAUUGAUAAGUCCAACAGUCCACAGAAAGAAGUUAAUCCUACAAACUGCACAAUUGUUACGAAGGAGAAGUUCACAAUCAGCCCUCUCAAGCAGAUUACUUCUUAUUCAGUGGAAAGAAGUCAUCUGAUUUCUUCUUCUUCACCGGUCAAGUCUAACCUGAAGAUGUCAAAUAAGAGAGACCAUGUGAAAGGAAAGCUCAACUUUGAUAACGCUGAUACACCAAUGUGCUUAGAGGCACCUGCCACUGCAGAUUUGGUUUCAGCUUCUCCAUCCGGGUCUGAGCCAGAAGUUGAUUUAUUUGACAUGGACUUUUCUAAUUUCUUGGGUGAAAACUACAGCCUCUCGGAGCUACUAGUUGAUUUUGAUCUUGGUUGUGAAGGAGGUACAAAUCAUUGCUUGCCACAGGCCUCAAAUGCACCCAUUGAAACUGUUUCAGGGUCGUCUCCUGAAUCAGGGGGUGUUAAUCUCGAGUCUGACCAGGCCUUUUUGGAAUAUACAUCAACUGUGACUGAAGUGACUCAAGGGAAAGACAUGAACAGUCAAGGAAAUGAUGCCAAGACCGUUGCAAACUCAUUAACACAAUGCAAUCAUAUCUCGAGUCCUGGUACUUUUGCUUACUCAUUCUCCCAAUGAUGUGAUCAUCCUCGAGAUUUUUAAGAUGUAUUGAUCCUCUCCCUUACUCAAGCCAUUCUUCUCUUCACGCAGCCAAGUGUUGAAGGCAGAGAGUGACAUUACAGAUGACUGAUUUUGAAGACUAAGCUGUUAAUUUUUGUAGACCACCAGUGCAAGAUCCUCUGCUUUUGCC
This is a messenger RNA of Camelina sativa (false flax), 1726 nucleotides long. RefSeq lists its product as uncharacterized. Lineage: Eukaryota; Viridiplantae; Streptophyta; Magnoliopsida; Brassicales; Brassicaceae. The record is from RefSeq and is a predicted model, not a curated record.